Pocillopora verrucosa is the source of this 1185-nucleotide messenger RNA. The record is from RefSeq and is a predicted model, not a curated record. NCBI's taxonomy places the organism in Eukaryota, Metazoa, Cnidaria, Anthozoa, Scleractinia, Pocilloporidae.
AUGGACUGUAUCUACAGCGGAGAUCUUCAGAUCAAUGAAGAAAACGUGUUUGAAGUUCUUGCUGCCGCAGACUAUCUUCAAGUGAGAAAUGUUCUUCAACAAUGUUGUGAUUUCUUGUUGACUGAAAUUAUUCAGUCAGCUCGAUUUGAUAUACAAAUGUAUCGUCGCGUUUGGACAGUUACCGAUAAACACAACCUUAGGGAAGUUAAGAAGGCCGCAGAUCCCAAGAAGGCAUCUAUGUAUACAGAUGUGGGUGAAAGUGAAGAGUUCCUGUCGAAUAUCGACGCAGACCAACUACUCAGCCUUCUCGGUCGAGAUGACCUCAAUGCGCCUUCGGAGACAUUCGUCUUCAAAUCUGUUCUUGUUGCAUUUUGCCCAAGGAAGAAGUCGAACCAUAACAGAACUGUUCGAGAAGCGAUGCCUUACUACUUUGAUGAGGAAAGUAAAGAAUGGAAACUUUUAAAAUCUGUGCCAAAUUUAUCACAAACAAAGUUGAGUUUCCCCAAGAUAAUCCAAUGUUUGUGUUGUGUUGGUGACCAUGUUUAUGCAGUUAGUGAAUCUAGUCCACCCAGGAUUUACAGUUUGGCUGACAACACCUGGCAGCAGGGUGGGGACAAUUUGCAUUUAUUUACACGAAGAGGAUUAAAAUCUGUAGCAGCAGCAGUAAUGAACUCUAAGUUAUAUGUUAUGCAUGGGUUCCUUGAAGCAGACCCUGCCUUAGUGCAUUGUUUUGACCCUCAAAAAAAUGAAUGGGAAAACGUCGCCUCGACGUGUUAUCCUCACUUUGGAUCCAGUCUUUUUGUGGUCGGUAACAAACUGUAUGUGGCGGGGGGUUUGAAAAAGGAGUAUAGUGAAUUCGAUAUAUCAUACCCUGAAAAUGCACCGGUAGAAGUUUUCAAUGAGAGGAAAAGAACUUCAUCCUUGUUUAGUAGAAGGAGAAAAAAAGAACCACUGAACAGCUGGUCUGUUGUAGAACAGAAACAUAUCCCCGCCAAUAAUCUCGGUGCAGUGGAAAUAGAAGGGAGGGUGUAUUUCAUCAUCAAUGAAUUUCCAGUCGACAGUGGGAUUGGAAUUCAGCCAGAGGACACGCACCAGGUUAAUCUUGAUGAAUGGAAAAACUUAAGGACUGUAAGUGAGCGGGCAGUCCUGUGUUAUUUGCCUGUAAAAAAAGAAGACUUAAAUUGA